CAUCAACAGGAGUAUCGUUGAAUGAUAUACUUCACACUGAAGCUAAGCUUCAAAUUGCCUUAAUUGAUGUUUUGAUAUGGUUCCGACAGUUUCGUUAUGUCUCCUCAUCAGAUAUUGAAAAGAUGUAUCGACAAAUCCAAGUCCAUCCCGAUGAUUGGGGUCUACAGCGAAUCUUAUGGAUUAACAAUUCUCAAGAUAUUGUCACUUAUCAACUUACUACUGUGACGUAUGGCCUUGCCUGUGCUCCUUUUUUUGGCACUUCGAACGCUAUUGCAAUUAAUUACAGACGAAGGCGCUAAAUUUCCCCUUGCGAUUCAAAUUUUGAAGAAAGGACGGUACGUCGAUGAUAUAUUUGGAGGAGCUGAUUCCGUUCAACAAGCUCAAGAAAAGGUUCAUCAAGUAAACCAACUCUGCAUGGCGGCCGGCUUUCCUCUUCAAAAGUGGAGUAGUAAUAACCCGUUGGUCCUUCAGUCAAUACCGCCGGAAAAAAGAAUUAACUUAUCAUCGUUACCUAUCAAAGAGGAUACUGUUAUUCAUACAUUAGGGCUAUCCUGGAAACCAACCUAUGAUACGUUUCAUUUUACGGUUAAGACACCUUCAACAAAGAUUAUUACUAAACGAACCCUGUUAUCGACCAUAGCACAACUAUUUGAUCCACUUGGGCUAGUCUCUCCUGUGAUAAUCAAGGGUAAAAUUUUCAUUCAAGAACUUUGAUCAAUUAAACUUGAUUGGGAUGAUCCCUUGCUAACGCAGUUAGCUGAUAAAUGGAUUGUUUUUGUCACACAACUUCAAGAAUUAGCUUCUCUUUCAUUCCCCCCAUGGUUGGGUAUUAAAAAGGAUUUUCCAAUUGAAAUCCAUGGAUUUUGCGACGCAUCUCAACAAGCCAUAGCUGCAGCAGUAUACUUACGAUCCAUUAAUGAAACUCGCACCACUAACUGUGUCUUGGUCUGCUCCAAAAUUAAAGUGGUACCGUUGAAGCGGUUGACCAUUUCUCGUUUAGAACUCUCCGGAGCAGUUUUAUUAACAAAACUCGUUGCACAUGUCAUUAACGUGCUAAAUUUCGAUAAAGUACCUAUUUAUUUAUGGACAGACUCCUCUAUAGUUUACACAUGGAUCAACAAUCAUCCCUCACGAUGGAAGGAUUUUGUUCACAAUCGCGUUUACCUUAUUCAAGAAACUUUACCAUAAGCCAAAUGGAGAUUUGUUCCGGGCACUGAGAAUCCAGCAGAUUACGCAACUCGUGGAUUAACACCGAAUCAACUCUCUCAACAUUCCAUGUGGUGGACUGGACCGCAGUGGCUUAGCCUAAAUUCUUCAACUUGGUCAAUUGAAUCUAAAUUACCUUCUGUCAAGGAUAAUCUUGAAGAACGUUCGAGUGAAAUCUUAACUGUAUCUAAAAAUGAACCGAAAGAACUUUGGGAUUUACUCCAUCGUUAUUCAAACAUAACUAAGCUAUUGAGAAUUACCGCUAUAUGCCAACGAGUCAUCCUUCGCUUCCGCAAGGUUUCAGGAUCAUCUCUAAAUUAUCCAUUAACUCGUGGAGACUUAGAAGUUGCAAAAGGUUAUUGGAUUAAGGCUGUUCAACGCUCAUCAUUCCAUCAAGAAAUCAAUAUUCUGUCACAAGGUCAAUCUCUUCCAAGCUCUAAUUCACUCAUACGAUUAACACCAUUUGUCGACUCUUCCCGUUUCCUGCUAGUCGAAGGUCGCCUUCAAUCAGCACUUUUACCUCUAAAUGCAAAACAUCCCUUGAUACUUCCCAAGGAUUCUAUUUUAACAAAGCUGAUUGUAUCUGAUGCUCAUAUUCGCAUCCUUCAUGGAGGAAGUCAAGCAACGUUGGGAUUUAUCCGAAACGACUACUGGAUUCUAGGAGGCAGAGCACCUGUUCGCUCCUUUAUACUCAAAUGCGUACGAUGUGCUCGAUAUAGACAAAAGAGAGCGCAACAAUUAAUGGGACAACUUCCCUACACAAGAACUACCCCAUCUCGUCCAUUUCUCCACUCUGGCAUUGAUUAUGCAGGACCUCUUAUGCUCAAAACCUGGGAAGGGCGAGCUGCCAGAACCUAUAAAGCUUAUAUAGCAUUAUUUGUCUGCCAUUCUACUUCUGCUGUUCACUUAGAGCUCGUUACUGAUUAUACCGCUGAAGCAUUCUUAGCCGCAUACAAGAGAUUUUCUUCCCGCCGAGGAAUCUGUGUCACCUUAUCGAGUGAUUGUGGUACGAAUCUUAAAGGAGCCGAUUUUGAGUUACAAAAUCUUUUUUGUUCAGCAUCAAAUAAAUGGAAACAUCUUGCUUCACUACUUGCGAAUGAUGGUACGCAGUGGAAGUUUAAUCCACCAGGUGCUCCUAACUUCGGAGGGAAAUGGGAGGCAGGAGUAAAAUCGGUGAAACAUCAUCUUCGAAGAGUCAUUGGAGAACAAACUUUAACCUAUGAAGAAAUGGCAACUCUUCUCACCCAGAUAGAAGCAGUGCUAAAUUCACGACCUCUUUGUCCUCUUACUGAUGAUCCUGAUGAUCUUACUGCUCUUACUCCAGGACAUUUUUUGAUUGGAAACGCACUUGCUAUUAUUCCAGAACCAUCAUUAGAAGAAAUUAAAACGUCUCGUUUGUCUAGAUAGCAACAGAUCCGUCAAAUGCUGGACAGUUUCUGGUCACGAUGAUCUCGAGAAUGCUUACAACAUUAUCAUGCAAUUUAUAAAUGGAAUCGACCUGCUGCACCAAUCAAAGAAGGAUCUCUCGCUCUAGUUGUUGAUGAACGCUACCCCCCUGCAAAGUGGCCUCUUCGCCGCAUCAUUCAAAAUCAUCCUGCAAAAGAUGGUCAUACUAGAGUUGUUACUGUUCGAACACAGACUUCUACAGUUAAGGCAUUAUUCUGGUUUGAAAAUUUUGUUUGGCUUGAUUUUUUUUUUUACAUUUUUCGAAAGUAGAGGUAUGUAGAAUUAUCGCAUAAAAAUUUCAGAACGAUCCGAGCAGUCUAACUAUAUUAUUUUGUUACCUGAACGGUGCUACCUUUAGUACCUGAGCGCGUGCGCCUGACCCUCUUUCUGGCUACCGACUGGUAUGUCCAAGAAGUUUUAAAGCCAGUGUACGAAGACCUGACAAAACCAGAAUUACUUGAAAGAUGUUUAGGUGGCAACACUCAAAAUAAUAAUGAGUGCUUCAACAAAUGCGUUUGGUCUAUGGUGCCUAAACACGUAUUUCAUGGUAAAAAAAUUGUUGAAGUAGCUUGUAAACUGGUAGCUUGUGUUAUUAACGAGGGUUUUGAUCCAAUACUGAAAAUAAUGCACGUUUUGGGGAUAAACCUUGGCCCUAUCGCAGUUAAUUACGCUAGUAACCGCGACAACACACGUGUGCGCUCAGCCAAUCGUUUGAGCGGAGAAUCUUCAAAAGAGGCCAGGACACAACGAAAAAAGGCUAGAGUGGAAGAUAAUGAGCAUUUUUAAGAAGCAGAAGGCAUACUGUAUGGUGCAGGCAUCGCUGAUUAAGGUAAAGUAAGAUUUUUUUGAAAUUUUUCAUCAAAAAAAACUUUAAACGCGUUUUUCUCAAAACAACGUUUUUUCUCCUGGCGAGCACGAUUCCGCCGAAGCCACUGAACCGAUCCUUAUAAAAAUUAAACCACAUAUUCUACAUAUACAUAGUUCUCUCCUAUUCUAUAACCGUGUUGAAAUUUUAAUUUUUACUAUUGUUUUUUACAAAAAUCAAUGAAAAAAAACGCAUUUUUUUUGUUUUUUUUUUUCAAAUCGCUGCCAUUUUGUUUUUUAUUAAUAAAUAUUACUAUUUG
Cephus cinctus (wheat stem sawfly) is the source of this 3776-nucleotide messenger RNA. RefSeq lists its product as uncharacterized. The transcript is spliced from 2 exons. The record is from RefSeq and is a predicted model, not a curated record. Gene Ontology annotation, molecular function: nucleic acid binding. Gene Ontology annotation, biological process: DNA integration. Bases 1276 to 2613 code for a protein of 445 amino acids. NCBI's taxonomy places the organism in Eukaryota, Metazoa, Arthropoda, Insecta, Hymenoptera, Cephidae.